Molecule: messenger RNA, 3081 nt
Organism: Liolophura sinensis
Lineage: Eukaryota; Metazoa; Mollusca; Polyplacophora; Chitonida; Chitonidae
Product: patatin-like phospholipase domain-containing protein 2
Exons: 8
Coding region: 403-2187 (594 amino acids)
Biological process (GO): triglyceride catabolic process; lipid homeostasis
Cellular component (GO): lipid droplet; membrane; cytoplasm
Molecular function (GO): triacylglycerol lipase activity
Source: RefSeq, a predicted model, not a curated record
AAACAUACGUAUUUUACCCAGACAGACUGGCUCUGUUGAGCAGUUUGAUAUAUAUCAGGAUUCUACAAUUGCUAUCACUGGCGAUAGUCACUGGCGACUGACUCAUCAGUCGCUGUUAUACAAGCCGCUCGGUUCACUAAGUUGUGUUUACAGCUGACGUCAGAGGUCGCGGCGAGGGAAGAGGGGAAGUGGGUGAGCUCUUCAGAUUUGACCGAUGUCAACCCGCGCGUACAGUCGUACCACGACACCCCUCUCCAAAACUGCUACCUCUCCUGUCACUAUGUGACGGUUUUCCUUAUCAAGCUACCAACCGAUUUACCGUACAGACAUUGGAGACAGUGUUUUUAAGACAGUAAUGCGGAAGCUGGCGAAUAACGGCAGUUCUAGAGGCCCGAAUCUGCCAUGAAUCUGUCGUUGUCCGGCUGUGGGUUCUUAGGCAUUUAUCAUAUCGGAGUGGCCAGUUGUUUUAAAGAAUACGCACCUCAUCUGGUGACUGGCAAGAUCGGGGGAGCCAGUGCGGGAGCCAUCUGUGCCUGUUGUUUUAUAUCUGGAUGCUGUCUGGGCCAGUGUACAAGUUUUAUUUUGCGGCUGGCCUCCAAGGCGAGGUCCAAUUCUCUGGGACCUCUCCACCCCACGUUCUAUGUUCUGAAGUUGGUGCGUGAGGGCCUCAGAGAGAUCCUUCCUCCUAAUGCCCACGAGAUCGCCUCCGGGCGCCUCCAUGUCUCCCUCACUCGAGUCUCUGACAGGAAAAAUGUUGUGGUGUCUCAGUUUGACUCGGUUGAAGAGCUGUUAGAUGCAUUAAUAUGUAGUGCUUGGGUUCCAUUCUACUGUGGAUUAGUUCCACCAACUUUUAAAGGAGUGCGCUAUGUGGAUGGAGGACUUAGUGAUAACCUCUUGGUUAUGGAUGAGAACACAGUCACUGUGUCUCCGUUUGCAGGGGAGAGUGACAUCUGCCCGACAGACACAUCCAGUAACUUCCUGCACAUCACAUUGGCCAACACUAGCCUGCAGUUCACCACCAGUAACCUCUACCGUCUCUCUCGAGCUUUGUUCCCGCCCCACCCCGAGAUCCUCAGUGACAUGUGUAAACAAGGCUUUGAUGAUGCGUUGAAGUUUCUGCAGAGAAACAACUUGAUCAGCUGCACACGGCACCUCAGCAUCCGCACUUCCAUCACCCCUGUGACUAGCGGCCGUUACGCUGACGAUGAGGUGGACGCAUGCGGGGAUUGUGAGGAUAUCCACUGCCAUGACUGUAAUAAGAAGAAGCAGGUGGCUCUCAUUGACUCCUUGCCUCCUGCUGUCGUAGCUGCUCUAAAGGCUGCUUGUGAGUCGAUGGAGCACGGAAUUCUGGGAUACUUAUGGAGCACACGCCCUGUGCAGAUUGCUUCCCUGCUGGCUACUCCCUGGGUCCUGCCACUAGACAUCCUCUACAACUUUUCAGUAAGAUUUCUACAGUGGGUUCCCUACAUGCCACAGGAUGUGCAGCUGGCCUCCAAACAUCUGAAAGAGGCUGUUAAACUCCUGGUGCAUCAGAUCAACCAUCAUGGGAAGAAGUACAGUGCAAAGUUUUCCUGUCAGGUGGCUAUAUCAGAGGUGAACUAUAACCAGUGUGAGCCAUUGAUGGAUCUGGACGACCCGGACAUCAGCAGCUAUCAGCCAUACCCCGUCGUACGUAACCUCAACAUCGGAUUUGCCGUGAACUUUGAGACAGACACCAUGAGCUUCCCUCCUUCCACUUCCUCGGCCCUUCGUCAGCUGGAGGGGAAGAUCGAUCACCUGGAUAUCGACAAGGUGGACAUUAACAGCGAGGGGCCAGGCUGUAGUCUGACACUUCACGCCGAAGGCCAGGACCUGGGCAACAGUCGCGACAAUUUCCUCACCUGCCAGCAAAUCUUUGACACCUUCGACCACUGCCUUGAGGUUUCCCACCAGAUGGAGUCUAUUGUGGCCUUCCAUUACCACAAUGGUAAGAAGAAGGAGGGCAGUGUCAAUGUGCGAGAGGUGUUUAAUCUGAAUGACAUGGACAUCAAUGUUCCUGCACUUAGCGGGCCAGGAGAGAGCGAACCGUCCGAUCUCACCUGGGAUAACUUUCUGGAGAUGGAGAGAGAGCAGGAGCUGGACAUCGAAGACUGUUUAGACUCGGGCCCUAUCGACUUUGACUCGCCCAUUGUGGACGCUGACAAGUAGAGCUGGUCAUAAUGACAUGUACAGAUUUUCUAUGAAGUAUCUACAAGAUGCAAGUGGAUUUAUCAGCCCGUUUUACGUGAUUAAACUUGCAGGAAAAUGAUGCCACUGAGUAUACAUACACAUGCCUGCACAUUGCUUAAUCUGUAAUUUUAGGAGGCAAUGCUUCUCAGGGAAAUUGGUGUAAAUAUUUUUAUGUUUUUAGAGUUUUACACUGCAUUGUUGUUGGCUGGUGGUGUGCUAAAACACUGGAGACAGAUGUUUCUUUAUUGGUUUUUUUGUUGAUUUUGUGAAGUUGGUAUUUUAACUUAUUUCCAGUUCAGUUUUAACCUUUAAACUCCCAGGCACAGUGCUACCAGUAUGUUUAUGGUUGUUUAAGGAUAGCACCUAAGUACAUGCACAUGUAAAUAUGAAGAGCAUUAUUUACACGUCUUUGACCAGUUUGCAUAUUUUAAAAGACUUGUACUGAUGUUAAAGGUGACAUGGUUGAUUUGUGUGAAUGCUUUGUAUACUUUCUUACAAACUGAAGGCACAUAACCUUCGAAGAAUAAUGUAAAUUUUUAAAGUAUGUACAGUAUUCCUUGGACAUCAUAUCCAAUCUUAAUCUGUUUGAAAGAUUUUAGGUCAUCUCGCGUAUUUAUUCAUAUUUAUCCUCCACAUGCUAUUUAUUCUAACAGUGAUGCUUUUUGUGUACAUAACUUUUUCCUCUCUUCAGCUGCCAUGUAUAUCUGAUGUAUGAUCAAAAUUGUACACACGAAUUAAGCUAUGCACAAAUAUGUAAAUAUAGGUCAAGAAAUAAAUUCAAAAAUUGUCAGCAAAACCAAAAUAACUCCUGUUACUAAAUGAAGGUGAAGUAGCAUGUAAAAACAGGCUAGUCAGGCCCGGUCCUCAGCAAAG